UGCCGGCGGGGACUGGGCAGAGCGCUCCGCGGGGGGCGGGGGGCUCCGAGGCGGGCCGGCGGGCAGACCCUCCGGCCGGGCGAGGGACCUGAACGCUUCUCUUCCCCGCCCCCUUUUGUGUUUCCCCUCAGACUCACCGGCCACCGGGGGAGCCUCGGCCGCCCCCGCGCCCGGGGGGUCGUUCCCUCGCAUCCUCCCGGCCUCGGGAAGGCGGCGGCGGCGGCCGGAGCCGGGCUGGGCGGCCUGAGGUGAGAGCCCGGCCGGCCCCGCUGGGAAUAUGGCGACCGGUGGCUACCGGACCAGCAGCGGCAGCAGCGGCAGCACCACAGACUUCCUGGAGGAGUGGAAGGCGAAGCGCGAGAAGAUGCGCGCCAAGCAGAACCCCCCGGGCCCGGCCGCUCCGGGCGGGGGCGGCAGUGACGCGACCGGGAAGCCCCCGGCGGGGGCUCCGGGCACCUCGGCCGCAGCCGCAGCCAACGAGCUCAACAACAACCUCCCGGGCGGCGCGGCCGCACCUGCCGCCCCCGGCUCUGGGGGCGUGAACUGCGCGGUGGGCCCCGCGGCGCUGCCCCGGUCCACCCCCGGCUCCCGGCGGCCGGAGGACGAGCCGCCCCCCACGGCCACCGCCGCGGUCCCCGCCUCGGGGACACCGCCGGCCCGGGGCGACGAGGAGGAGCGGGACGGCGCCGCGGAGAAAGGCAAGAGCUCGGGCCCCAGUGCCAGGAAAGGCAAGGGGCAGAUCGAGAAGAGAAAGCUGCGGGAGAAGCGUCGCUCCACCGGCGUGGUCAACAUCCCCGCGGCCGAGAAGACAAAAUGGAGGCUUAGAGAAUUCAAACGACUCGGGAUCACAUGGAAGUGCUUAGAUGAAUAUGAAGAUGAUGAAGCAGGGCAGAAAGAGCGGAAACGUGAGGAUGCAAUUACACAACAGAACACGAUGCAGAAUGAAGCUGUCAGCUUAUUAGAUCCAGGCAGUUCCUACCUGCUACAAGACCCAUCUAGAACAGUUUCAGGCAGAUAUAAAAGCACAACUGCCUCAGAAGAAGAUGUUUCAAGUAGAUAUCCCCGAACAGAUAGAAGUGGGUUCAGCAGAUAUAACAGGGAUGCAAAUGCUUCAGGUAAUUUGGUCUCAAGUAGCAUGUUGGAAAAGAAAAUUGAAGAUCUUGAAAAGGAAGUAGUAAGAGAAAGGCAAGAAAACUUAAGACUUGUGAGACUAAUGCAAGAUAAAGAGGAAAUGAUCGGAAAACUCAAAGAAGAAAUUGAUUUGUUAAAUCGAGACCUAGAUGACAUAGAAGAUGAAAAUGAACAACUAAAGCAGGAAAAUAAAACUCUUUUGAAAGUUGUUGGUCAGCUAACAAGGUAGAAGAUUCAAGACCCAGUGUGGAAAAAACAUUUUAAAACUACUGAUUGAAUGUUAUGGUUAAUGCUAGGAUAAUAUUCCUAUGCUGCAAUACAUUAAGUAUGUAUAUUUAUUUCGAGAAAACAGUGGGUGUUUAUUUUCAAAAUACUUCUUUUUCAUUAUUUCAAAACAGUAUCAACCUUCUGUUUCACCAAUAAGUAACAUCUUUCAGUUAUUAAAAUGAUCAGUUAUGCCUCUUUUGGUUUUGUGUGGUAUUCAAAUAAUAUGUGGUUUAAAGUCACAACCAUUUGAAUAUAUUUUAUCUACGGUAGUGUGUUUUCUCCCUAAAGGAAUAUACAUAGUCUUUGUUUACAUGGAUUCAAAUACUUUUGGGGAAUUACCUGCAAUUGCCUUAUUACUGAUGUGUGCAAACUUAUGUGUUGUUGAUUUACUCAUAUAGGCUUUGUCUAUUGUCAUUUGUUCUUUCAACUUAUUCUAAGCAGCUUAAGAGUAAUAGAGUGUCAUACCAUUUUGUACUAACAGUCAUCUUUAAAAAGGAAAGCUAUUAUGAAAAGUCAUUUAAUAUCAUGUACCAGUUGGCUAAAUAUAAAAAAAUUUAGAGAAUACUUGAAUUGUGCUACAGUAAAUUAAAAUACACAAUUUUUGUAUUUGAAUAUUGAAAAAAAUUUAAAAUCACUUUAGCAUCUGAAAAACAUAAACUUAUAAUUUCAUUGUAAAAUUUCUUAUGUAGGUACUACAUUUUUUAUUAUCCCAGGGUUUAUAAAUGAACAUAGAAUAUUUAAAAAGUUGUUAACUCAUCAUUCCAGUAGAGUGUGUACAAUUUCAAUGUAAAAGAAAAAAAUUUAUAUUUUUAAUUAUCAUUUGCAUUAAAAACAAAACCAAAAUAUUUAUCCACACUUUAAACAUUUAUACUUACAUUUACAAAACAACACAUAAACAAAUAGUAUCAAAAUACUUUGCUUAUUUCUAACUUGGAGAAUAACACUAUGAUACAGUUAUUCUCAUUUGAGAGAAUUAUUUCCCUACCUCAAAUUUAAGGGAUUUUCUUCCUAACAUUGGAUUUUUAAAAACAAUUUUAAAAAUUUUUGAAGUAUAUAAAUUUUCUAUUAAAUAUCAUUUAGUGUUUAGAGUUGUAUAUUAAAUUUUCAUGUUGAGUAAGGAAAACCCCCUCUUUCAAAAUAUAUAAAAAUUAAGGAAUGUCUGUCUGAUAAUUGAAUCCCAAACAGUAUACUAAUCCUGUUUUGUCCAAUUAAACAUAGUAAAAUCCAUUUUGGGUGACCUACUAACUUUUUCUUUACUUGCCAAGUCCUUUCAUUAUUUACUACUGGAAAAAUAGGGAAGUGAGACAGUUGGACAAAAUGUAGAGUAACUGAUAAAUAUCACCCAUGUUGAAUUCUAUAAUUCUAGGUUGGCUUCUCAUUCAGAAGUUUCAGCCUUGGUUGAUCAUCAGAAUCACUUUUGCCUACAAAGAAUUCCCAGUCUGUAAUUUCUAGAUAGAUUUAGGUUGAGACCCUGGACAGAAUUUUUAAAUCUCACUGUCUGAUGAUUCUGAUCAUAACCUAGGUUUGGAAAUAGCUCCUGUUGCCUCUUUCCUUUCUCUAUCAUCCACUGCAGACCCUAGAAUUAACAUAUGUUAGCUAUGAGCAUUUUGUCCCCCUUUUAGUUUAUUUAAUAAUUUAUCUGGUCUCUGGGGAAGUUUUCAUAUGUUUAAGUAUAUUUACCCAAAAGUUUAAUGUUAGAUUACCAAACUUGAUAUAGUUACAGAAUUAUUGCAUAAGGGCAUCCUUUUUGAAGAAUGUUAGCAAACAUGGGAACAGUGACCUGCUCUCCACAUAUCAGAGUGGUAUGCCAGGUUCAGUUACUGCCUUGGUUCUGAGGCACUCAUCUCCCCUUAAUUACCCUUAAGUAUGUGGUAGAAAUAGCAGUAUUUUCUAGUUUGCAUCCAAGCUUUGGAUGUUGUGAAAAUGCUGUCAGUAUCCAGCCUUAAAAUAUAUUAGUGUGCUGGUUUUUUGGUAAAGUUUUUGAAACUUCUAUUUAAUCCAUAUGUAAAUAAAGGAAUAUUUCAUUUCCCUUUUUAAAAUUAUGCCAGUUAUUAGUGCUUUUAAAGACGGACUGUUUUUAAAUUUUCCUUUUCUUCAGUUUGUUAGAAAAGCUCCAGCAAUGAUUUUUUACAUAAUACCUAGUGCAAAUAGAGGAGCCUGACAACUUAAGCAAAGUAGUUCACAAGCAGUCCUUCCUCUUGGCCUUAAAAUGUAUAUUUAUAUCACUUACAGAUUUUGACACUGAAUAUUGAAAAAUUAAGUAGGAUCUUUUACAAUUUCCCUUUAAAAUGUAUAAAAAGCAUUGAGGUUGAAAAAAAGCAUUGAGAUUUUAAAAAGGUAAAGACAUGUGCACUACCUUAGAAAACUUGGCUGUUGUCAAUAGAAUGCUAGUAUUUGUGAAAUUUUUAGUACCACUCAGAAAUGAUAUUUCUUAUAUUUCCUGGGAAUUUAUGGCAUAAUAAAGCAUACAAAAGUUUUAAUGUGUUUAUGAUAUUAUUUUCAAAACAAUAAGUUUAUUAAUUUUGAAGCAUGAACAUGACUUGUCUCCCCUGAUUUCUGACAUGCAUUAACUUGGAAUUACAAAGUAAUCUCCAUUUUUCAUUUUUCUAGAAUUAUUAUUUUAUUGUACUACAGUCACCUUUAGAAAGGAAGAGUUUGGUGGUUAUGUAUUUCUGAGGGAAUUUACUAAAUACAGAGAUUAAGAUUAGCACAGUCACACUGGCUCAAGUAGUUUAAAACAUAAAAAAUUAGUAUCAGGGCAGACACAUGUAGCAAUAAUUUUUUUUUAAUUAACUUUUUAAUUGUGGUUUAAAACAAUGUAUUCUUAAGGUGAAAACCCUACCUCAAUUAUAUGUGGGUUUAUGUUUUCUGGAUUAAUCUGGAUUUUUAUAAUUGCAAAUUAAAAUGUAACAUUUUGAGUCCACUAACACUUUGUUGAAAAUACAAGUCAGUAUAAUGACUUUGUAAGUUCAACACUGUAAUAUAAAACAGGAAAGACCUUUGGUUUGAUCAUUGAUCUGAUGUCCUAGACAAUAUUCAUAUGUAGAGUGAUAGUCAUCUUUUGUCUUUUUUGUAGUUUUAUAAUCUUGAGUCCGUGCCUAGUAAUUUCCAUGUAGUAUUGGCACUUAUUUAGUAACUGUUCAUGGUUUAGUUAAUAGCCUGUUACAAGAUUCCAGCAUAGAUUUUCAUCUUGUAAUGUAAGAAACCAAACACACCAGAGUUUCAUUGGUAGAAAUAGUAAUUGAGAAAGAUCUAGCAUUCAAGGAGUUAGAACUAAAAUAACAUGUUAAAGUCAGUGCUGAACAUUCUCUUACUGUAUCUGAACCAUUCCUAAUAUGUAAUGGUAAGCUUUACUUCCUUUGCUUUGGAACUGUGUUCACUCUCAUAAGUAAAGGACAUCCCAUCAACUAGGAUUAUAAUUUAUAUGUUACUUAUCUGAGAACUAGUGCCACUUUUGUUGUUCCAUUAAGCCGAAAGCAUAAUACUAAUAGACAACAAAUGUUUUGCUCUUCAGGUGCUUCCCCCAUGUUGUUAAGUUUCUCAUUAAAGUAUAGAAGUUGGUUGUUUCAUUCUCAGUAUUGACUUAAAAAAUUAUUCUAGAAAACCUAAACCCAUAUUGUUUUUUUAAUUUUACUUAGCUAGACUCUCACAGCAUGUUAAAAUGUUCUCCCCAUUCUAAAAGUAAUUACGUGUCAGUAUAUGAGAGGAAUAUGGAUAAGGACUAUAAAUAUAUUAAAUUUUCAUAUCUUUUCGCAAGUAUUUACUAUUCUGAUAGGUAUCUAGUUAUAGUUUUUAUAGACAUUUUUAAAAAAUGAACAUGGAUCAGCCCUUUCAUUUAGCAGUGUACAGUCUAUGUAGUGUGUGUCAGUAGCACAAAGUAUAACCUUAAUUAGCAUUAGCUGGUCUAAUCUGAAUAGUUCAUUCAAAAAUUUGUUUUUUGGUUUUUGGUUUUUGGUUUUGGUGUUAUCUAGCCAUUGUCUUUCAGGUCUAGUUAAUAGGUACCAUUUAAUUUGCUGCAGCAUUUACUGAAUGGUGGAGUGGAAGACCUGAUGCAUGUUGGGAAAUAUCUUACUAUAUUUCAUUUAGGUAAUUAUUCUUUAUGAAGAGAAUGUUGUUAAGGAAUAUUGCAGUAAUGAAGUAAAAAGAACUCAAUAAUAAUUCAGAUACAACAAACUAUUAAUGGUAUUCUCUCUGUACAUUACUGAUUACUAGUUUGUUUUUAAGUAUUUACAUUUAAUAAGCAGUUCACAUCCUGACACAUAUUUCUUUGGUAAUAAUAGAGUGUUAGUGAUGAUCACUUGAUGGACACUAAUUAUGUUCUUGUUUUGUUUUGACUCCUCUGGAUACCUAACAGAUAUACAUUACUUUUUUUGGUGAACCUUUUUUGGGGAAGAUUUGGCUAUUUUAAUCAGGGUUUUUCUUCUGAGUUUAAGUAUUAGAUGGCUGCUGCUACCAGCAAAAACCAUAUGAAAACUAAAAUUUACUGUUUUGUUGAAAAAUCAGUUAAUUCAGGUAAUUAAAUAUUUAUAGAAAAACACCUGGAUAAUUUAUUGACGACAUUAGUAUUGUGUAGAGAGCUUUUAUAAUUACCAUGGCAUAGGUUUUCAUGUUGGAAUAGUCAACUUGAUAUAGAUUGACUUUUAAUAUGUUUUGCAUGUAAAAUAAUAGUCAAUAAAAAUAAAUUUUCAUUUAUUUUUCAACAAUGGUUAAUUAUCUUUUUUCCUCCCUGAACUAUCAGUAAAACGCUGACCAUGAGUUUUACUUUUGGAGUUAAGGGAUGACGUUAAUCUUCUAAUUAAUUUGUGUGCCUCUUACUAAAACAGUACAUUUGAAUCUUUAGUAUACAUUAUUGUAGAAGGAAAAAUGUUGUAAAAAAUAAAAAUGCCAUAUUGCUAAGAUCUGUAUACUUCAGUGGUGGGACUUCUUGAAGAAGUGAGGAAGUGUACAUAUGUUCAAUCUGACUGAAAAUUUUAAUGGUCUUUGUUUUAGAACUACAUGAAUAAUGUCCUAAUUCAAAAUUGGAUCUCUUAUCAACUAAAUCUAAUGGUGUUCAAAGAAUUUCAGGUCCUUCAUAGUUUGAAAAAGAUAAGUAGGAGUCUGGGAAUGUAAAAAUCUGGUCUUUGUUUUUUGAGUAAAUGGUUUACAUAA
Mustela lutreola (European mink) is the source of this 6546-nucleotide messenger RNA. RefSeq names its product pro-apoptotic WT1 regulator (gene PAWR). Lineage: Eukaryota; Metazoa; Chordata; Mammalia; Carnivora; Mustelidae. Gene Ontology annotation, cellular component: cytoplasm. Gene Ontology annotation, biological process: positive regulation of apoptotic process; apoptotic process. The transcript has 7 exons. The record is from RefSeq and is a predicted model, not a curated record. The coding region runs from base 278 to 1360 and encodes 360 amino acids.